UCUUUGUUGUUUUAUCCUUCGGAUGUUUUCCAAAGACUUGAAUUUGCCUUGAAUGUCAAAAAAUGAGUUUUUAAAAAUACAUUAGCUUCUACUAUGGUCAUAAAUAGAUGCAAACAGAAUAUUUUAGGUUGAAAUUUUGACUUCUUGUAGCAGUCUGAUACAAAAAUGUUGGUAGCACUUUACAGAUCUGUAAUUAUAGGGUUAUGAUGUGGUAAUACUAUGGUAAUAAGUUGUACUUAUCCAUAGAUUAAAUGGUAAUAUCCUAGUUGUUUCUAAAUAAUAAGUCAGUCAUUUUAGGGGUAACAAGUUAGAAAUAAAAUGGAAAACUAAUGGUAAUAGUUGUAAUUAUUCACAUUCAAAGUCCAUUCAAUGGCAGUUUCCUACUUGUUACCAAAUACACAGGUAAAUAUCGAGAAAACAAGUCAGUAAUAAAAUGACAGAAUAAUGGUAACAAGUUGUAAUUAUUUGUGAAUAAAAUAUUAACUUUCCAGUUGUUACUAAAUAAUUAUUAACUCUUGCAGUAAUAACUAAGUAUAACUGAAGAAUUCAUCUGUAAUUGUUGUAUAAUUUUUACAUUUUAAGGGAUGAAAUGUUCAGCUCUGAUAGCAUAAUAUCUGAUUAACCAACAUAUCACACUAAUUCUUUUAAAUGCCUAUAGGGUUAUUACCCCAAAACAUAUCAAGGAUCUCUACUGAAAUCAUGUUGUAUCAGGGCUGUGAAAUACUAAUGUACCUGUUUCCACUUUGUUUCCUACCGGUUAUGUCUUUAAACGGUCAGGUGAAGCAUGAUGUACAAACACAGAAUGGACUGUAAUUCCAGUGAAAUGAAAUGGUAUUGGAGCUGUAAAAAACUUACUUGUUAUUAUGUUAGCUUUACAUGUAGUCCUACCUACAGACAAGUGUUGUUACCCAGAAAUCAAUGAGGUGAAUAAGCUGGUGUUCCUUUCUCCAAGGAAAGAUAAACAGGUUGUACAAAGAGAUAUACUGUGUGAUUUUGAAAUGGUGUAAAACUGUGUUGUUACCAGGUAACACAAAGGGAACAGGUGAUGUUGUAGUUUUUCAGCGCUGAUUCCAUGUAAUAUCAGUUUGUUUACCUCACUGAUUCCUUGGGUAACAACAUCAACAUGAGAGCUGAUGUGUAUCUCUUUUUUCUCCUCUCACUCUCUCUCCUGCAGAAAUCUCUGGCUCUCAUUCUCAUUCUUUGUGCCAUGCUGCCACUGACUCAAGCAGCGUGUUACUUCAAAGAGUUAAAACCAGGAAUGACCCGCUGCCAGGAUGAUGUGGAUAAGACCUGGCAUGCUGUAGGAUCCUCCUGGAGAAACAGCAAAUGCCAGGACUGCACAUGUGAAAGAUGCUGUGAUGGGAUGCCAAAGGUCAUGCCUUCUGCUGGCUGUAAAGUGGAGUAUGAUUAUCAGACAUGUACUUUUAGGGUUUUCAACCCGAGGGAUCCCUCUGCAGUGUGUUCACACGGUGCUGUUGGAAAGUGAUUAUGUACCGGAUACAGUGAAUAACACCACAUUAAAGAUCUCACAAUGACAGAACUGUC
Chanos chanos (milkfish) is the source of this 1545-nucleotide messenger RNA. Its product is annotated as beta-microseminoprotein-like. The coding region runs from base 1124 to 1486 and encodes 120 amino acids. The transcript has 3 exons. The record is from RefSeq and is a predicted model, not a curated record. NCBI's taxonomy places the organism in Eukaryota, Metazoa, Chordata, Actinopteri, Gonorynchiformes, Chanidae.